Messenger RNA from Chlamydomonas reinhardtii, 1092 nucleotides. RefSeq lists its product as uncharacterized. The record is from RefSeq and is a predicted model, not a curated record. Gene Ontology annotation, molecular function: hydro-lyase activity. The coding region runs from base 102 to 746 and encodes 214 amino acids. NCBI's taxonomy places the organism in Eukaryota, Viridiplantae, Chlorophyta, Chlorophyceae, Chlamydomonadales, Chlamydomonadaceae. The transcript has 8 exons.
GGUCGCUCGCAGAUUCUGUUCAGCAGAUCCUCCGUCUGGAGCUCUUUGAUAGUUCGCGUUCGCCUUUCACCAAGCUUAGCUUUUGCCUCACAGCGUAGGAAAUGUUGGCGGCGCAGAAGCGUGCUGUGUUUGUCCAACGCCCCGGACGCCAGACCUGCGUCCGUGUGUGCGCUAAGGUCAGCAAGAAGGAUGGCGAGCCGCGCGUCGUCCGUGGCAAGUGCUUCGUGACCAAGGAUAACAUUGACACGGAUCAAAUCAUCCCCGCGGAGUACUUGACGCUGGUACCUUCCAAGCCGGAUGAGUACGAGAAGCUGGGCAGCUACGCACUGAUCGGCCUGCCUGAUGACACCUACACGACCCGGUAUGUGAAGGAAGGCGAGAUGAAGACGGAGUACCCUAUCAUUAUUGGGGGGCAGAACUUCGGCUGCGGCUCGUCCCGUGAGCACGCACCAGUGGCCCUCGGGGCGGCGGGCGCCAAGGUUUGCGUGGCUGAGUCGUAUGCCCGCAUCUUCUUCCGCAACUGCAUUGCCACGGGAGAGCUGUACCCGUGCGAGACGACCGUCCGGCUCUGUGAUGAGCUGAAGACUGGCUCGGAGGUGACGGUGGAUAUGGAUGCAAACGUCCUCACGGACCACAGCACCGGCAAGACGUACAACCUACAGGAGAUUGGCGAGGCUGGGCCGGUCAUCGAUGCAGGCGGCAUUUUCGAGUACGCUCGGCGGCAGGGCAUGAUCAAAACUGCCUAAGCACGCGGCAGUGUCGUGUACCAGGCAAGUGCACAAGCUGUUGGGAGCAUUCAACGUGUUGGCCUUUGCAAAGGCAACAACGCAAGCUAGGGCUGAAGUGCCUCUGCGUCCAUUGGUGUGAUGUUCCAGACGAGAAUGGCACCGUUGCUUGUUGGGCUGUCAAAUGACGAUGAGGAGGUGAGGAUGGAGUGGUGUGUAUGAUUUGGGAACGGGUAUACCUGAGGCAGGGGGCUUCCAAUCCCUCCAACCACCGAAUUGGUGACUGUGGGCUGGCCCCUCAUUUGUGCACACAGUAACGAUCGUGCCGAUGGUUUUAAUUGCUGGUUAUGUAAAGCGAGUUGUGCCG